Messenger RNA from Penicillium salamii, 1104 nucleotides. NCBI's taxonomy places the organism in Eukaryota, Fungi, Ascomycota, Eurotiomycetes, Eurotiales, Aspergillaceae. The record is from the annotation of a GenBank genome assembly.
AUGCUCAUCGGUUUAUGUGGAGGCAUUUGUGCCGGCAAGCAUGCCAUUGCCGAGUAUCUGAUAGAAAACCAAGGAUUCCAACUUCUGGAGCUCGCGGGCAACCGCCAAUCUGAGUCGCCAGACUCGGGAGAUGAGCUACGAUUGCAAGCCUCGGAGAUCAGAAAGAAGGAACCGCAAUCUCCUGAAUUUACAUUCCAGGAUGCUGAAUCUCUGCUGGAUUUUGCGACCAAAAGAUGGCAAGAGCGCUGGGUUACUACAGAUAUUGCCGACGCAAAUAUCUUGGAUCGAUUCCUGUUGCGUCCCUUCUUCCUCCUGGUGAGUGUUGACGCCCCAGUCAGCCUCCGCUGGAAAAGAUUUGCCGACAGAUGCUGGAGAAGACAGCUAGAUCCGCCCGAUCUGGAGAAAUUUGUCCUGUGGAAUGACCACAACUUGUACGACAAGGACAUUGGGCGUGUUUACUUGACUGACAAGGCCCAAGUCCGCCUGUUCAACUCCUCUUCGUCUCUCGGAGAGCUACACUCGGCAUUGGAGAGCCUCAACCUGGCAGAUGAACAACGACUCAGACCGAGUUGGGACCAGUAUUUCAUGCAACUGGCCUCACUUGCUGCUCAAAGAAGCAACUGCAUGAAGCGGAGAGUGGGAUGUGUCCUCGUUCGGGAAAGCCGUGUUAUCAGCACAGGUUACAACGGCACACCACGACAUCUUCAAAACUGUAACCAAGGUGGAUGCCCACGAUGCAACCGUGGAGAUGGAGGUGGAGUUGGCCUUUCAACUUGCCUUUGUCUUCACGCCGAAGAGAACGCACUGCUAGAAGCAGGCCGAGAGCGUAUUCGAGAGGGAGCGAUCCUCUACUGCGAUACGUGCCCUUGCUUGACAUGCACAGUCAAAAUUGCCCAGGUUGGAAUUUCUGAGGUUGUUUAUUCACAAGGGUAUAACAUGGAUAGUGACAGUGCUGCCAUUCUCCAACAAGCUGGUGUUCGACUGCGACAGUUCCAUCCGCCUUCCAAUGGAUUGAUUUACCUUCAGGCCUCUGGGACACCGAUCGGAGUCCAAGAAAUCGAGACUCAAGAGAUCGAGACUCAAGAAAUUGAGACCCAAGACUGA